Messenger RNA from Cicer arietinum (chickpea), 1748 nucleotides. Its product is annotated as xyloglucan-specific galacturonosyltransferase 1. The record is from RefSeq and is a predicted model, not a curated record. Lineage: Eukaryota; Viridiplantae; Streptophyta; Magnoliopsida; Fabales; Fabaceae. Gene Ontology annotation, molecular function: glycosyltransferase activity.
AAUGAUGCUUCAUAUUUUUUUUCUCUACUAGAAAAACCACAAAUAAAAUAAAGGGUCCUAACUCCUAACAUUAUUCAAUCACAAAAAAAAUGGCAGUGUCAUUAGCCAGAAAAAGAUCAAAAUUAUCAAGAAAACUUGAAUCAAAACAAUCCUGUUUUGGCUUUUCAAUUCUAUACAACUUUAUACAUAAAAUUUCAGCUUUAGUCUUUCUUUUAAUCCUUAUCUACAUUUGGUCUUCAUUUUCCACCAUUAUAACAGGAAACAUCAUUCAUGUUUGCUUUUCCACAAGAAAGCUCAAUAGUCUCUAUUGUCUUUCUGCAGGCACCAAUCCUCAUCCCUCUUUUGAAAUUCCAACUUCCAUAAACAAUAAUAAUACUAUUAGCACCUCCAUUAUUACUACUACAAAAAUUGAAGGUGAUACUAAUAAUGCAACAAAGUUUCCAAGUACAUCAUAUAUGGUAGUAUCUAACAAUCAUAAAGAUGAUGAGGCUGCAAAUGCUGUUAAAGUCGUUGAGGAAUACUUGCAGAUUCAUCGAUCCUGGAAGUCGGAUAAAAACUAUGGAAAUUGUGAUGGUAAAGGAAUAUAUGUAUAUGAUUUGCCAUCUAAGUUUAAUAAGGAUUUGGUUGGUCAAUGCAAUGAAAUGGUUCCAUGGCAAGGUUUUUGCAAAUAUAUAAGUAAUGAAGGGUUUGGUGAACCAAUAUCAAAACUUGGUAAAGGUUGGUAUAAAACUCAUCAAUACUCACUUGAAUUAAUUUUUCAUUCAAGGGUGUUGAAGCAUCCAUGUAGGAUUUAUAAUGAAAAUGAUGCAAAGUUGUUUUAUGUUCCAUUCUAUGGUGGACUUGAUGUGUUGAGAUGGCAUUUCAAGAAUGUUUCAAAUGAUGUUAAAGAUAGUUUGGGUUUGGAGUUAUUGAAGUGGCUUGAAAGACAAGUUACAUGGAAAAGGAAUUCAGGUAAGGAUCAUGUUUUUGUGUUAGGUAAAAUUUCAUGGGAUUUUAGGAGGACUAAUGAUUCUCCUUGGGGUACUAGGUUGUUAGAGUUUGAUAAAAUGCAAAAUCCAAUUAAGUUAUUGAUUGAACGACAACCGUGGCAUGUCAACGACAUCGGAAUUCCUCAUCCGACUUAUUUUCAUCCGAAAUCGGACAAAGAUAUAAUCGACUGGCAACUAAGAAUCAUAAGAUCGAAUAGGAAGAAUCUUGUGAGUUUUGCUGGUGCGGCACGAGCUGAUGCAGACGACCAGAUUAGGUCGAUAUUAAUAGACCAAUGCAGUUCAAAUAUUGAUGGUAAAUGCAAGUUUUUGAAUUGUAGUUCUGUUAAAUGUUAUGAGCCAGAAACAAUUAUAGACCUUUUUGUGGAGUCUGAGUUUUGUUUGCAGCCACCAGGCGAUAGUCCAACUAGAAAAUCGGUUUUCGAUUCGCUGAUAUCGGGUUGUAUUCCGGUUAUAUUCGAUCCUUUCACAGCUUACUAUCAAUAUCCUUGGCAUUUGCCAGAGGAUUAUGAUAAGUAUUCUGUGUUUAUGGAUAAAAAAGAGGUAAGAGAAAUGAAUGUGAAUGUUGUGGAGAGGCUUGCCAAUAUUUCUUUAAGAGAAAGGGAAAAUAUGAGGAGGUAUAUUGUAUAUGAACUAUUGCCUAGUGUAGUAUAUGGUGAUCACAAUGCUGAGCUUGAGAAAUUUCAAGAUGCAUUUGCUAUUACUAUGAAUAAUUUGCUUGAGAGGGUUAGCAGAUUCAAGGAUUGAAUGCAUUUUAUUUUA